Amoebophrya sp. A120 is the source of this 1338-nucleotide messenger RNA. The record is from the annotation of a GenBank genome assembly. Lineage: Eukaryota; Dinophyceae; Syndiniales; Amoebophryaceae.
AUGCAGUGUGCAGAGAAGCAGCAAGCGCUGCGUGCCGAAUGCAUGAUCUGUCGGGCCGAGUUUGCAAGCAUCACAGCACUGAGUGAGCAUUUGUUGCUCGCGUCGGCGGAGACACAGGUGAGGAAGCCGCCUCUGAUUUUUGGCGUGAACUCCUUUUUGGACAGUGUUCAUUGGAUCUCCCCGCUCGAAAUUCGCUUUACCCACGACAGCGUCCGAGCUGUCUUUCGCCCAUUCGAAGCAAAGAUCCGGGAGCCGGGCACAGUAGGCGCGUGCACGAACGCAGUGGCAGGACGAGAUGAAGAGAUCACUAGCGCGAAAGCGACGCGGGCACCGUCUCUAACAAUGGGCGAGAGCGCGGGUGUCCUUGCAGCGAACAACAAGCAUCAGCCCAAGAGAAAAACCAUUUUCCGCGAGCACUGGUCGAUUCUCGACUCGGCCACCGAGCUGAUCCAGCGAAAAACCGCCUCAACUUCCCAAGUGCCGCCCGAACUAGAACUGCUCGAAGUUUGUUGGCACGAAGACCAGCUUUACUUGGCCGGCACGGGGAACAGGCGCCUCACCAUGUGGCGCAUGCUGGUGGUGUUGAGGCCGGGGGAGUGGCAGAAGAUCAAGGUGAAGGUCGUCGACAAAGCUGACCCGGCCGUGAAAUUUGAGCAGAAACUCACGACCAAGUGUGCCGGCCUGUGGAUUGACGUGCGCGGUUGUGGCGUUGUGGGGCGGCGGUUGGAAGAGGGGGCGGCGGAGGAGCCCAAUGCGGUGGGCACUCGAUCGCUACCCGGAGAGGCCGCUGUGAUGUACACCGAUCCCGGCAUCCAGUGGCAGCAGGCGAUUGAUGUAAUUCUACAACGAGGAGGCAGUGCUGUAGAAGUGGCAGCAAUCGCAGCGCACGCAGAUGGUCGCGACGAGCAGGAGCAGCACGUGGAGGAGAACAAGAGCGCGAGUCCGUCGCGUCUACUAGGGAGAAGUGCUACAUCCCCUGCUUCUACAUCUCCUGAUGAUCAUGUGGUGGUUGACGCAUCUUCGGAUGACGCAUCAACUGGCAAAUUCGACGACGUGGCGUCUGAAUAACGAGUCGUGCUGAUGAAUUGUUGCAAGUUCUUACUGCUGUAAUUAUUUUUAGCAUGGAAAGAAGAAGACGAAGAUCAGGCUCAGGAUCUUUAUGUGGAGACGCAGUCGUGGCAUCGUCACUUCUUAUCGCUCUCCCAGUUCCUCCCAAAGUCACUCCCUAUUUUUCAUUCACUGUAUUGUUAAAAAUCAUAAUCGGACAAGACAUAGGAAGAACCCAUACCCACAUACCUUUAGUUUCGCGUCAUGUCAUUGAUGAAACCGAAAAUCCAG